ACAUGUUCAUCCGCGGCUCCGUAGUGCGCUACGUACACCUCCCCGCCGGAAUGGUCGAUAUCGAUUUAUUGGAGGAUGCGACGAGGAAGGAGGCUGCGGCUGCGAAGGAGAAGGCAAAGUGAGCUGGUGAGGAGGAAAUAACAUGACAAAAUUGGAUUGCAAAGAGGGCUAUAUGCCCGUAUAUGCGCACGCCCGUACGAUAUUGAAAACUUCGCGAUUGAGGAGGAGGAAUGAAGGCUGGCUCGCGUGGCGGGGAAUGUCCGAGGCUUGCAUACAAGAGGAAGGGGAGAUGGGGAGAUGGGAUUAUAUAUACCCCAUGCUAUAUCAUUAUAUUCUGGUUUCCUAUCACCAUGGUCUUCUGGUCUCGUGUUUGCGCUGGGUGGGGAUGCGUGAUUUGGUUCGGAUGCUAAGUUUCGCGCUGUGCAGCUUUUCCUCGUCGAAUCGAUUGGUGAGUUGCAUUGCUUCCUUGUGCAUAACCUUCCGUCUUCGCAAUGCCAGGUGGGGAGCUGUGGUAAGCAGUUUCAGAUCUUCGUUGUCCGCCAGCUCCACCGCUUAUUCGAACGUCUCAAUAUUAUCUAUUUCCCUGCCCUUUAAUGCUUUGUAUAUCCCACCCACUUCCCACCUAUAUUCCCAAUCUGAUGCGCCACCCCUUCGCGACCCCUUUUCCGCCCUCCGACGUCCAUGCCAAUAUGACCACACCAUCCAAUCAUCCCUACAAGGUCCCUCCAUUUCCGUCACGCGCCAUUACCGCACAUAUAUGCAUUCCCUACCUUAAACACCGCAUACGAAAAGCGCUGCAAAACGAUUAUAAUGGUAAUCUACGACCGUAAGGGUGAGAAUGGCAGGCUGAUUGGGGAUCGUGGAGAGGGAUUAGAGGGCGCUUAAGAAAAUGUUGGUUCAUUGUCGGGGUUUGGCUUUCUGGGGGAGCGAGGGUGGCGGGUUGGGGUAGGGUAGAGGAGGAGGGGAGGAAGCG
Westerdykella ornata is the source of this 973-nucleotide messenger RNA. RefSeq lists its product as uncharacterized. The record is from RefSeq and is a predicted model, not a curated record. The coding region runs from base 143 to 775 and encodes 210 amino acids. The transcript has a single exon. Lineage: Eukaryota; Fungi; Ascomycota; Dothideomycetes; Pleosporales; Sporormiaceae.